UCCUCGCAAUGGGCUUCGAGCCGGAACGAGUCGAGUGGGCUCUCCAUUCCACUGGCAAUUCUGGGCUACAGUCAGCUCUCGAUCAUCUGGAAGCCAACCAAGACAAGCCCAUACCAGACUACAAGAGCCAGCCUGCAGGCGUAGGAGCAAGCUCCAGCGGCUCAGGUGAAGCUGAUUACGACGAUGAGGAAAAGGCAGCGUUGAUGGACAUGCUCAAGAACAAGGGCCAGGGAGCAGUCGAUUCCGCAACGGCAGGAGGAGAAGCCAAGUCGAUCAAAUGCACUGACUGUGGCAAAGUGCUGAGGAAUGCAGACUUUGCCUCUUUCCACGCCGAGAAGAGCGGCCACACCAACUUCGAAGAGAGCACAGAAGAGAUCAAGCCUCUGACAGAGGAGGAGAAGAAGGAGAGGCUCGCCCAGAUGCGAGCAAAGCUAGCAGAGAAGAGGGCGGCGCAGUCUAAGAUCGAUGCCGAAGAGGCGAGGGCUAACGAGAAGAUUCGUAGGAAGGCGGGACAAGACCAGACGCUUGCGGUCGAGGAGAUGAAGAAGAAGGAGGCCAUCAAAGACCAACAACGCAAGGCUGCCGAGAAGAAGGCCGAGCUCGAAGCAAAAGCACGGGUCAAAGCUCAGAUCGAGGCAGACAAGCGAGAGCGAGCAGACAAGGCUGCCCGCGAUAAGGCGCUACGGGAAGGGCGUACCCAGGAAGCCACCCCUGCCGCGCCCACGCAGGCUGCUACCCUACCCAAGCCUGCCGCUUCCACGUCCAAUGAGAGCCGGCUAAGGAUUCGAGCCCCAGGUGGGCAGUGGAUGGGGACAUUGCCGGCAGAGACUACACUUGCGCAGGUGGAGGACAUGGUGCGGAAGGACGGCAAGGCGAGCGGGCCUUUGAAGUUCUCUCAAACGUUCCCACGCAAGUUCUUUACCGAUGCCGAGAAGGCCCAGUCGCUCAGGGAGCUGGGUCUGGUGCCCAAUGCUGCCCUCGAGGCAAGUAGCGCUUGAGCGAAGGGGGUUAAAGAAAAAAGGAAGAUGAUCUGGAGGCCAG
Molecule: messenger RNA, 1041 nt
Organism: Microstroma glucosiphilum
Lineage: Eukaryota; Fungi; Basidiomycota; Exobasidiomycetes; Microstromatales; Microstromataceae
Exons: 7
Coding region: 204-998 (264 amino acids)
Molecular function (GO): protein binding
Source: RefSeq, a predicted model, not a curated record